Sesamum indicum (sesame) is the source of this 2108-nucleotide messenger RNA. RefSeq names its product beta-fructofuranosidase, insoluble isoenzyme 1. Gene Ontology annotation, biological process: carbohydrate metabolic process. Gene Ontology annotation, molecular function: hydrolase activity, hydrolyzing O-glycosyl compounds. NCBI's taxonomy places the organism in Eukaryota, Viridiplantae, Streptophyta, Magnoliopsida, Lamiales, Pedaliaceae. The record is from RefSeq and is a predicted model, not a curated record.
CCUAACUUUGUUUCUCACUUUCAUCAUCGUACAACACCAAAAAAAAAAUUACAAUAAGUUAAUAAUAUCAUCUGUCAAAGUCCGAUGGAGAUUUCGAAGAGUGUCAGUAAUUGGGCUUUGCCGGUUUCUUUGUUAUUAUGUUGUUUGGCAUUGUUUAAUAAUGGCGUCGAAGCAUCCCACAAGGUUUUCAGGCAGUUGGAAUCUGUGUCUGCUGUUGAUGUGACGAAAGAACACAGAACUGGAUAUCAUUUCCAGCCCCUCAAACAUUGGAUUAACGAUCCAAAUGGACCAAUGUAUUUCAAUGGAUACUAUCAUCUGUUUUAUCAGUACAAUCCAAAAGGUGCUGUGUGGGGCAAUAUUGUUUGGGCUCAUUCAGUCUCAAAGGAUUUGAUUAACUGGAAGAAAGUAGAACAUGCAAUUUACCCUUCAAAGCCCUUUGAUGAAUAUGGUUGUUGGUCAGGCUCAGCCACAGUCCUCCCUGGAAACAAGCCCGUUAUUCUGUACACUGGAAUCGUUGAUGACAAACAAACACAGGUCCAAAACUAUGCUGUUCCAGCCGAUGUAUCAGACCCAUAUCUCCGUGUGUGGAUCAAGCCCGACAACAACCCAUUGAUCGUUGCGGAUAAUGAGGUUAACAAGACAGCAUUCCGUGAUCCAACUACAGCUUGGUUGGGCAAAGACGGGGAAUGGAGAAUUACGAUCGGGGGCAGGAGAUUUGACACAGGAAUGUCCUUCUUGUACAAGAGUAAGGAUUUCAUGCGCUGGACCAAGGUUCAGCACCCAUUGCAUUCUACUGAUGGGACUGGCAAUUGGGAAUGCCCUGAUUUCUUCCCGGUACAAGUUAAUGGCAAAAUGGGGUUGGAUACUUCUGCUACAGGCCCUGAUGUGAAAUAUGUGUUCAAGGUCAGUCUUGAUGUCACCAGAUACGAGUAUUACACGAUAGGUACGUAUAACAGUGAAGAAGACAAGUACAUUCCUGAUAAAGACAUGGUUGAUGGUUGGAAUGGUUUGAGGUUGGACUACGGUAACUUUUAUGCCUCGAAAUCCUUCUUUGACCCAAGCAAGAAUAGAAGGAUCUUGUGGGGUUGGGCAAAUGAGUCUGAUACGACUGAUAAUGAUGUUGAGAAGGGUUGGGCUGGUAUCCAGCUUAUCCCGCGCACAAUGGUGCUUGAUCCCAACGGUAAACAAUUAUUGCAAUGGCCCAUUGAGGAAUUAGAAACUCUAAGAAAGAACAAGGUGGAAUUAAGCAACCAGGAGCUCAAUAAGGGAGCAAAGGUCGAAAUCAAAGGAAUAACAGCUGCACAGGCCGACGUUGAUGUAACCUUCUCGUUCGACAACUUGGACAAGGCUGAGCCUUUUGAUCCAAGCUGGGAUAGAUAUAAUGCACAAAAGCUUUGCAGCCAAAAGGGGUCAACAGUUGAAGGUGGAUUAGGACCAUUUGGGCUGUUGACAUUGGCUUCAGAAAACUUGGAAGAAUACACCCCCGUGUUCUUCAGAGUUUUCAAGGAUCAAGAGAAGCACCUAGUCCUUUUGUGCUCUGAUGCAUCAAGGUCCACCUUAAAAGAUGGAAAAUCCUCCAUGAAGGACGGGAAAGAUGCAUACAGACCCUCAUUCGCAGGAUUUGUAGAUGUAGAAUUGAAAGACAAGAAGCUUUCUCUGAGGAGUUUGAUUGAUAACUCUGUUGUGGAGACCUUUGGCGCGGGAGGAAAGACUUGCAUCACAUCUCGGGUUUAUCCAACUCUAGCAAUAUACGACAAAGCACAUUUAUACGCUUUCAACAACGGCACUGAGACUGUCAGAAUUGAGAAGUUGAAUGCAUGGAGUAUGAGUAAGCCUGUACAGAUGAAUCACUGACGGAUGCGCUAAUUAUCGCGUGGAGAAAGAGACAAAAUUAGUUUUUUUUUUAUUAGUAUUAAGUUAACGAGAGUAGCCCAGUAAAGUACUUUACAUAUGUUUCUUGAGUAAGCUUUCUAUUUUUGGUUUAGCCAACUAGGAUCGAUGUUGAUGUCCAAAUAAAUUAUAAUUUUAGUUCUGUAUGUUCUGAAAGAUGGCGAUUUGUGAUCUUGUAACUAAGACCUUGGUAAUUUUUUAGUUCUAGAAUUUACUAA